This is a messenger RNA of Populus trichocarpa (black cottonwood), 1956 nucleotides long. Its product is annotated as lecithin-cholesterol acyltransferase-like 4. Gene Ontology annotation, biological process: lipid metabolic process. The transcript has 11 exons. Gene Ontology annotation, molecular function: glycerophospholipase activity. The record is from RefSeq and is a predicted model, not a curated record. The coding region runs from base 176 to 1786 and encodes 536 amino acids. Lineage: Eukaryota; Viridiplantae; Streptophyta; Magnoliopsida; Malpighiales; Salicaceae.
ACUGGCUUGUAAUCAUAGUUAUCCACUUCCGUCUCUUACCGGCUAAAAUCUCUCUCUCGCCUUCAGAUCUCCGCUCUAAAAAGCCCCCAAUCCACAAAAUUUCAAUUCAAAUUCCCAAUUAUUCUCAACAAGAGCAGAAAUUAGGGUGUCUGAUCAAUCAAUCAAUCAAUCAAUCAUGGCUAUGUUACUAGAAGACAUUGUUCGAUCGGUGGAAUUAUGGCUACGCUUGAUAAAAAAACCGCAACCUUAUGUUGAUCCGAAUCUCGACCCGGUCCUUUUAGUCCCGGGUAUCGCCGGUUCGAUUCUAAAAGCGGUGGAUAAGGAGAAUGGUGAUAAAGAAGAACGGGUUUGGAUUCGGAUUCUUGCUGCUGAUUACACGUGCCGAACUAAGCUCUGGUCUCGGUUUGAUCCUCAAACUGGAAGGUCUGUGACUUUAGAUCCAAAGAGAAAUAUUGUGGUUCCAGAAGAUAGAUAUGGAUUGCAUGCUAUUGAUGUGUUGGAUCCUGACAUGAUAAUAGGACGUGACUGUGUUUAUUAUUUCCAUGAUAUGAUUGUUGAAAUGAUCAAGUGGGGUUUUCAAGAGGGAAAAACUCUUUUCGGGUUUGGGUAUGAUUUUCGGCAAAGCAACAGGUUGCCAGAGACAUUAGAGCGCCUUGCUAAAAAGUUAGAGUCAGUGUAUCAAGCAUCAGGAGGGAAAAAGAUAAACAUCAUAAGUCAUUCAAUGGGGGGUCUGCUAGUUAAAUGCUUCAUGUCCCUGCACAGUGAUAUAUUUGAGAAAUAUGUGAAGAAUUGGAUUGCCAUUGCUGCCCCAUUCCGGGGUGCACCUGGGUACGUUACAUCUACCUUUCUAAAUGGAAUGUCCUUUGUUGAAGGGUGGGAGCAGAACUUUUUUAUAUCAAAAUGGAGCAUGCACCAGCUGCUUAUUGAAUGUCCAUCAAUAUAUGAAUUGAUGGCUUGUCCACAUUUUCAUUGGCAACAUCUUCCUGUUUUGGAAAUCUGGAGAGAGAAGCAAGAUAGCGAUGAAAAUUCUCAGAUAAUCCUAGAGUCAUAUUCCCCUGAAGAGAGCAUCCAAAUUUUCAAAGAUGCUCUUUCAAGUAACACGGUCAAUUAUGAUGGAGAGGAUAUUCCAUUACCUUUUAACUUAGAUAUCUUGAAAUGGGCUGAUGAAACACAGAAGGUUUUGUCUCAUGCUAAAGUUCCUCCUGGAGUUAAAUUCUACAAUAUUUACGGGAUCAGUCUGGAAACGCCUCACACUGUUUGCUAUGGAAGUGCAGAGGUACCUGUCGCUGAUCUACCAGAAUUGCAAUUUUGUGAGCCUAAAUACAUUUGUGUUGACGGUGAUGGUACAGUUCCUGCUGAAUCAGCCAAGGCUGAUGGUCUCAAUGCAGAAGCAAGGGUUGGAGUGCCUGGUGAGCACCGUGGAAUUCUCAGCGACCAUCAUUUAUUCAGGAUUGUAAAGCAUUGGCUGAAGGCAGAUUCUGAUCCUUUCUACAAUCCAAUAAAUGAUUACGUCAUUCUACCCACUGCAUUCGAAAUGGAAAGGCACAAAGAGAGUGGAUUACAAUUUACUUCACUUAAAGAGGAGUGGGAAAUCAUUUCAGAAGAACAAGAUGACCAUGAUAAUAUGGUUAAUAGAAAACCUUUCGUGAGUUCAAUUUGCAUUUCUCAGGCAGGAGAUUAUCAAUCUUCACCCGCAGAGGCUUGUGCUACUGUAACCGUGCAUCCUCAGAGUGAGGGGAAGCAGCACGUUGAGCUAAAUGCCGUGAGUGUAUCCGUCGAUGCCUGAAGUUGAAUUGAUCGAACGCUUUUCAGUAAGAGAAGAGUGCUGCAAUAUUUAAACCAUGUAUGUAUAUUAUGCUUCUCCGGAUAGUAACCAUGGUUGAUCAAUGUGAAAACGCAUCUGGUUGUACAUAAAACCCCCUAAUAAAAUCAUAUUCUUCCUGGGAUUUGGCAAAA